Messenger RNA from Nymphaea colorata (pocket water lily), 3291 nucleotides. RefSeq names its product protein TIC110, chloroplastic. Gene Ontology annotation, cellular component: TOC-TIC supercomplex I. Gene Ontology annotation, biological process: protein import into chloroplast stroma. The coding region runs from base 118 to 3144 and encodes 1008 amino acids. The transcript has 15 exons. The record is from RefSeq and is a predicted model, not a curated record. NCBI's taxonomy places the organism in Eukaryota, Viridiplantae, Streptophyta, Magnoliopsida, Nymphaeales, Nymphaeaceae.
AGACAGCAACUCUCCAUUCGGAUGACGUUUCUCACACUUCUGCCUCUUCACUCUCUGUUCUCUCUUUGAGUGAGGAAAAAGGAAGAAGAAAGAGUAGUAGAAGGAGAAGAGCAAAAAAUGGACGUGUCUCGCUUUUCGAUUCCUUCUUCUUCGACUCCUCUUCUCUUCUCUCCGUUCACUAAGAACUCUAUUCUCAAGAAAAACCCUAACUCCCUCCCGGUUUUCUCCAGAACCCGGCGUUUCAAACUAUCCGUCGCCCGCAAUUCGUCAUCCGCGACGUCGGAAUCUCCGCCAGACACGAAAACGAGGUCGAGUUCCGAAAUCUUCGGCCCCGAGCUGCAGCUCUCUGGAUUUCAGAAACUUGUCGAUGCUGUCCCCCUCACAGCGCGAUACGCGGGGUCGGCUGUCGUGGUGGCUGGAGCCCUUGCGGCUGGCUAUGCGUUAGGGUUUCGCAUUAAGGGGACACAGGUUGCCGCUGUGGGUGGUGCUGUUGCUCUCGGGGCUGUUGGUGGAGCGGCAGCCUUCGUGGUGAACUCGGCGGCACCGGGGGUGGCGGCAGUGAAUUUGCAUAAUAAGGUGGCGGCUUGCGAUGAUCCGGAGUUGCUGAACAAGGAGGAAAUCGAGGAACUAGCGAGGAGAUAUGGAGUGAGCAAACAGAAUGAGGAGUUCAAUGCCGAGCUUUGCGAUUUAUACAACAGGUUUGUGUCGUCUGUCAUUCCACCUGGCAGUGAAAGCCUCCAGGGUGAUGAAGCUGACAAGAUUGUCAAAUUCAAAAAUGCUUUAGGCAUCGAUGACCCAGACGCAGCUAAUGUGCAUAUGGAAAUAGGAAGGCGCAUCUAUCGACAGAGACUGGAAACCGGGGACCGUGAUGCAGAUGUUGAACAACGGCGGGCAUUCCAGAAAUUGGUUUAUGUUUCAAAUCUAGUAUUUGGAGAAGCUUCAACAUUCCUGUUGCCUUGGAAGCGUGUUUUCAAGGUCACUGAUGCUCAGGUUGAAGUUGCCAUUCGGGAUAAUGCUCAGAGGUUGUAUUCGGUGAACCUACGCUCGAUUGGGCGAGAUGUCAACGAGCAACAGCUGAUUGAUCUAAGAGCAGCACAGCUUCGAUAUAAACUUUCCAAUGAGAUUGCUGCUGACUUGCUUAUGGAGCACAAUAGGAAGCUUGUUGAAGAAAAUAUAUCAGCUGCACUUGAUAUGGUGAAGUCUAGAUCAAGAAUCAAAGAGUCGGCUGUUGUCAGUGAACUUGAGAAGAUUUUAUCAUUCAAUAAUCUGCUUAUCUCAUUGAAGAACCAUCCUCAGUUCAAUCUUUUCCCUCCUGGAAUUGGGCCUGUUUCUUUAUUGGGUGGUGAAUAUGAUGGUGACAGAAAGAUAGAUGACCUAAAGCUGUUGUACCGGGCAUUUCUAACAGAAGCUUUAUCUGAUGGGCACAUUGAAGAGAAAGAGCUUUCUGCAUUGAACCAUCUGAGAAAUAUAUUUGGCUUAGGAAAACGUGAGACAGAGGCCAUUAUGCUUGAAGUUACAUCAAAGGCCUACCGUAAACGGCUUUCACAGGCAGUCACUCGGGGCGAUUUAGAGAUUGCAACUAGCAAAGCAGCAUUCCUUCAGAAUUUGUGUGAUGAAUUACGUUUUGAUCCACAAAAGGCUAGUGAAAUCCAUGAAGAUAUAUAUCGACAGAAGCUACAGCUUGCUGUAAGUGAUGGUGCACUCAGUGAUGAUGACGUUGCUUCUUUGCUUCGGCUUCGAGUUCUUCUAUGCAUUCCACAGCAAACCAUUGAUGCAGCACAUGCAGAUAUCUGUGGUAGCUUGUUUGAGAAGGUUGUGAGAGAUGUCAUCAAUGCCGGUGUUGAUGGAUAUGAUGAUGAUCUCAAGGCAAGAGUAAGGAAGGCUUCUCAGGGUUUAAGGUUGACAAGGGAUGCUUCCAUGGCUAUAGUCAGCAAGGCGGUUCGAAAGGCAUUUGUGAACUUUGUGAAGAGAUCUAAGGCUGUUGGCAAUGGAAUUGAGGCAGCAAAAGAGCUGAAGAAGAUGGUUGCCUUUAACACGGUGGUUGUAACAGAAAUGAUAGCUGACAUCAAGGGAGAAUCUCCUGCUUCUGAAUCAGAGCCGAUUGAGGUAGAACACAAACCGAUUGAGGAAGAAGAGCCUGAAUGGGAAUCUAUAGAGACACUGAGAAAGACAAGACCUGACAAGGAGCUUCAAGCAAAACUUGGAAAACCAGGACAGACAGAAAUUACAUUGAAGGAUGAUCUAUCAGAAAGGGAGAGAGCUGAUUUGUACCGAACAUACUUGUUGUACUGCAUCUCGGGAGAGGUCACUGUUGUACCUUUUGGGGGUCAGAUCAUCACAAAGAAGGAUGAUUCAGAGUAUUUUCUGUUGAAUCAGCUUGGGCAAAUUCUAGGGAUGAGCGGGAAAGAAGUGGUUGAUGUUCAUAGAAACUUAGCAGAGCAGGCUUUCAGUGAAAAGGCUCGUGUAAUCCUUGCUGAUGGGCAGCUGACCAAGGAACGAAUUGAGCAACUGAAUGAGGUGCAGAAGCAGGUUGGGUUGCCCUCUGAGUUGGCUCAAAAAGUCAUCAAGGGUAUUACCACAACAAAAAUGGCGGCUGCAAUAGAAACAGCUGUUAGCCGAGGAAGAAUCACAAUUAAGCAGGUCAGAGAACUGAAAGAAGCAAAUGUGGAUUUGGACAGCAUGAUCUCAUUACACUUGCGUGAGAAUCUCUUCAAGAAAACAGUGGACGAGAUAUUCUCUUCAGGAACAGGAGAGUUUGACGAUGAGGAGGUGUAUGAAAAAAUUCCAGCCGAUCUUGGUAUUGAUGUUGACAAGUCGAGAGGAGUGGUUCAUGAAUUAGCAAAGAACCGGCUAUCUAAUUCACUGCUUCAAGCUGUGGCCUUGCUGCGCCAGAAAAACCAGGCAGGAGUGGUCUCGUCACUUAAUGACAUGCUAGCAUGUGAUAAGGCUGUUCCUUCUGAACCACUGCCAUGGUCUGUGCCUGAGGAGCUCGCUGAUCUUUUCUGUAUCUACCUGCAUAGUGAGGCACCUGAGGAUAAAGUCUCACGUUUGCAGUAUCUCCUGGGGAUCAGUGAUACGACUGCUGCAGCUUUGCGGGAAAGGGGACUACCAUCAAUGGGAGCAGAAGAAGAGUUUGUGUUCUAAAACAAAAUUUUGAAGGCUUUGUUAUGCUCUCUUUUGUGGGUUGUAAUUUUUUGUAUAAAACUCCAUAGAACAGAUUUUCCAGAUUUCUGUCUUUGUGGGGAUUUGAAUAUGUGGUCAAUUGAAUUUCAAAAAAUAAGUAAUGCAUUC